CGCUGGGCUGCAUUUUUUUCGAGUUCCCUUUAUAAAAAAAGAGGUGACUGUGCUGGGAACACUCUCGACACACUGACAGAGAAAGAAUGAGUGAAGGAAACACGGUGAUCUUGGAGACCUCAAUGGGGGCGAUCCAUAUCGAGCUUUAUACUAAGCAUGCCCCAAAAACUUGCAAGAACUUUUAUGAACUCGCUCGACGAGGUUACUAUGACGGCAUCAGCUUUCACCGUAUCAUCGAGAACUUUAUGAUUCAAGGUGGUGAUCCUACGGGCACUGGUCGAGGCGGCUCGUCGAUCUAUGGAGACAAGUUUGAGGAUGAGAUUCAUUCUGACCUGAAGCAUACAGGUGCUGGCAUCCUCAGUAUGGCUAAUUCCGGACCAAACACGAAUGGCUCACAGUUUUUUAUCACUUUGGCACCAACGCCUUGGCUCGAUGGAAAACAUGCGAUUUUCGGUCGGGUGAGCGAUGGCAUGAAUGUGGUAAAGAGAAUGGGAUUAGUGCCAACGGAUAGUACAGACAGACCCAAGGAUUCUGUUCGCAUCAACAAGGCUCGUGUGGAAUAGACACAAUAGAUACAAUGAACAAGAAGAAGAAGAAGAUGAUGAUGGAUAUUAAUAAAGAGGUGUUGUUGCAUUGUGAUGUUUUUGUACGUUUUCUCCCUUUUGAAAAGAAAGCUCAGUUUGAGAUUUCAUAGGUGAGUAGAAUAAUGGAA
Zychaea mexicana is the source of this 712-nucleotide messenger RNA. RefSeq names its product cyclophilin-like domain-containing protein. Gene Ontology annotation, biological process: protein peptidyl-prolyl isomerization. The transcript is spliced from 9 exons. The record is from RefSeq and is a predicted model, not a curated record. NCBI's taxonomy places the organism in Eukaryota, Fungi, Mucoromycota, Mucoromycetes, Mucorales, Lichtheimiaceae. Gene Ontology annotation, molecular function: peptidyl-prolyl cis-trans isomerase activity. The coding region runs from base 87 to 563 and encodes 158 amino acids. Gene Ontology annotation, cellular component: catalytic step 2 spliceosome.